Rhincodon typus (whale shark) is the source of this 2809-nucleotide messenger RNA. It is a transcript of the gene ap2b1, whose product is annotated as adaptor related protein complex 2 subunit beta 1. The coding region runs from base 33 to 2687 and encodes 884 amino acids. NCBI's taxonomy places the organism in Eukaryota, Metazoa, Chordata, Chondrichthyes, Orectolobiformes, Rhincodontidae. The record is from RefSeq and is a predicted model, not a curated record. Gene Ontology annotation, biological process: intracellular protein transport; vesicle-mediated transport. Gene Ontology annotation, molecular function: clathrin binding. The transcript is spliced from 19 exons. Gene Ontology annotation, cellular component: clathrin adaptor complex; membrane coat.
CUCUUUUGCAGGAAGCUUAAAAUACUGCCACCAUGACUGACUCGAAGUAUUUCACCACUAAUAAAAAAGGAGAGAUAUUUGAGUUGAAGGCUGAACUGAAUAAUGAAAAGAAAGAGAAAAGGAAAGAAGCAGUUAAGAAAGUCAUUGCUGCUAUGACAGUCGGCAAGGAUGUGAGUUCACUGUUUCCAGAUGUGGUGAACUGCAUGCAGACUGACAACCUGGAGUUGAAGAAGCUGGUUUAUCUUUACCUCAUGAAUUACGCCAAGAAUCAGCCUGACAUGGCCAUUAUGGCUGUCAACAGCUUUGUCAAGGAUUGUGAAGAUCCUAACCCCUUGAUUAGAGCUCUGGCAGUCCGUACAAUGGGCUGCAUACGUGUGGAUAAAAUAACAGAGUAUCUUUGUGAGCCUCUCCGCAAGUGUUUGAAAGAUGAAGAUCCGUAUGUUCGGAAAACCGCUGCUGUCUGUGUGGCCAAACUGCACGAUAUCAAUGCUCAGAUGGUAGAGGAUCAAGGCUUCCUGGAUUCACUGCGAGACCUAAUUGCUGACUCAAACCCCAUGGUUGUUGCAAAUGCUGUGGCAGCGCUGUCUGAGAUUAGUGAAUCCCAUCCCAACAGCAACCUGCUUGACCUCAAUCCUCAGAACAUCAACAAACUCAUCACCGCUCUUAAUGAGUGCACCGAGUGGGGUCAGAUCUUCAUACUUGACUGCCUGUCAAACUACAACCCCAAGGAUGAGCGGGAGGCACAGGGUAUCUGUGAGCGUGUGACUCCACGACUUUCUCAUGCAAACUCUGCAGUUGUGCUUUCAGCUGUCAAAGUGUUGAUGAAAUUUAUUGAGCUUCUUCCUAAGGAUUCUGAAUAUUACAACACCAUUCUGAAGAAGCUGGCUCCUCCUCUUGUCACCCUUCUGUCUGGGGAGCCAGAGGUCCAAUAUGUAGCUUUGAGAAAUAUCAACCUUAUUGUACAGAAAAGGCCUGAAAUUCUGAAGCAGGAGAUAAAGGUGUUCUUUGUGAAGUACAAUGACCCAAUCUAUGUGAAACUGGAGAAACUGGACAUCAUGAUCCGUCUGGCCUCUCAGGCGAACAUUGCCCAGGUCCUGGCAGAGCUGAAAGAGUAUGCCACCGAAGUUGAUGUUGACUUUGUGCGGAAAGCAGUUCGUGCCAUUGGCCGCUGUGCCAUCAAAGUUGAGCAAUCUGCUGAACGUUGUGUGAGCACGCUGCUUGAUCUCAUUCAGACCAAAGUGAAUUAUGUCGUCCAGGAGGCUAUUGUGGUCAUAAGGGAUAUCUUCCGCAAGUAUCCCAACAAGUAUGAGAGCAUCAUUGCAACCUUGUGUGAAAACUUAGAUUCACUUGAUGAACCGGAUGCACGGGCAGCCAUGAUCUGGAUUGUGGGUGAAUACGCAGAACGAAUCGACAACGCUGAUGAACUGUUGGAAAGCUUCCUGGAUGGCUUCCAUGAUGAAAGUACCCAGGUGCAAUUGACCCUGCUUACGGCAAUUGUGAAAUUAUUCUUGAAGAAGCCAACCGAUACUCAGGAGCUGGUCCAGCAGGUCCUCAGUCUGGCAACACAGGAUUCUGAUAAUCCUGAUCUCCGUGACCGUGGUUACAUUUACUGGCGCUUGCUGUCCACAGACCCUGUGGCGGCAAAAGAGGUAGUGCUGUCUGAAAAACCACUGAUCUCUGAAGAGACUGACUUGAUAGAACCAACCCUGCUGGAUGAGCUCAUCUGUCAUAUCGGCUCAUUGGCAUCCGUUUACCACAAACCUCCAAAUGCAUUUGUGGAGGGUAGCCACGGGAUCCAUCGCAAGCACCUGCCAAUGCAAGUUGGAGGAAUUGAGCCUGAUAGUCCAGUUGGGCCAACCCCUGCAGCAAACUUGACUUUGGAGCAACAACCUCAAGUUAUUCCAUCCCAAGGUGACCUUCUGGGUGACCUGCUGAACCUUGACCUGGGACCCCCUGUCAAUGUACCACAGAUGUCUUCAAUGCAGAUGGGAGCUGUGGAUCUUUUGGGAGGUGGACUAGACAGUUUGCUUGGGGGCGAUCUUGGCGGGCCUACUGGUGGGAGUCCAGCGGUUGGUCAAAGCUUUAUACCAUCUUCAGUGCCAACUACAUUUGGGCCAUCACCAACCCCUGCUGUGCCGAGCAGUGGCCUGAGUGAUCUGUUUGAACUGUCAACUGGAAUUGGAAUGGCAACUGGAGGCUUUGUGGCUCCCAAAGCUGUAUGGUUACCCGCAGUGAAGGCUAAAGGCUUGGAGAUUGCUGGCACCUUUUCCCGACGGCAGGGUCACAUUUACAUGGAAAUGAGCUUCACAAACAAGGCUUUACAGCACAUGGUUGACUUUGCCAUUCAGUUCAAUAAGAAUAGCUUUGGGGUGAUCCCCACAACUCCACUUCCGAUUCACACUCCAUUGAUGCCAAAUCAGAGCAUUGAGGUCUCCUUACCACUGAAUACCAUUGGCCCAGUGAUGAAAAUGGAACCGCUGAAUAACCUUCAGGUUGCUGUGAAAAACAACAUUGACGUCUUCUAUUUCAGCUGUCUGAUUCCACUGAAUGUGCUGUUUGUGGAGGAUGGGAAAAUGGAGCGCCAGGUCUUCCUUGCCACUUGGAAAGACAUCCCCAAUGAAAAUGAGCUUCAGUUUCAAGUUAAAGACUGCCAUCUAAAUGCAGGUGCGUGGAUAAUUUCAGGAUAAGAUGCUGCAUUUGCACAGUGUUGAUGCAAAUAUUUAAUUUCAGUACAUCAAAGCUUCUAUGAUUUUCAAAAAUGGGUCCACAGUGUUCUUGUCAUACAUCUAACUACUUUGCUAACUAGAGC